UGAAUAUACGCACCAAUCUGCUUUUCCCCGACUUCCACUGUGAAGUCUUUGCAAGCAGCCCAGUGGAUGUUCUCCAUCUCCAGCUUCUCCGUGGGAGAAGCGUCCAGCAAGCAAGGGUGUUACAAGCAGCAAACAAUAAACUCAUGGCAGAAACUCUUCAAGAAUGCUUCAGAAUUUCCCAGAAGCUUCUGCCUCAUCCUUUUUCUUGAGAGAAGUAUUUCUCUAUUGUUGUGCCCAGUGACUCAGGAGACGCAUGUCGCGGAUUAGGAUUACACUUGAUAGUGUUACCAAGGCAGUAGGUAACACAGACUUCAUCUCCAAGUUCUCCUGGCUUAAGGCGGGCGGCAGUAGGGUCGACACCACCCAUGCAGAAAAAGCUCUGGCAAAAGUUGAGACCUUAACCUCAAACAGCAGUGCUUCACCACCUGAAACUACGAUGAAAGUCGAAGAUGAAGGUGAGAAGAGCGCAGCAGAGGAAGAGGCAGAUAAGGAGCAGCAGCAAAUUAUAGAGAAGCCUUUUGUUUCCGCAAAGAAAUCCACAUCCACUUUGGCUUCAGCGGCAAGUGUUUCUGUACCUUCCUCUAAUGUGGCAAAACAAACUAUGCAGUUGCUCCAGCCAGCAGCUCUGUCUACCAACAUGGAUGAGACCUACAAAACCCUGGCCAACCACAUCAAUGCUUACUUUGGCCCCAGCACAGAAGGAGAAGAUGGAGAGAACAGGCAGCAGCACAGAGAAAGGGAUGGCCAUGUUUCUGAACCUGUUCCUCAGUUUUCCUCCCAGAUGAAGAGUGACCACAUUCCUGUUUUGUCCCCAGUAGGAAAAAGUAUUGAGGCACCCACUACCUCUCCUGUCCCCGCCUCUUCAUCAGAAAGGCCCAGUCCUUCAGCAGAGGCUCCUUCUGCUGAGUGCCCAUCAGCCGAAAGCGAAGCUCAGUCCGUCCCUGUGCCGACCCCUAGAAAAGGUUUCAGUCACUAUCUGUCCUACCCCCGGCCCAGUGUUCAGGCCUUUGUUGGCAGCUACAUUGCACCACUGGUCCCCAAAUUUAGAGGCGAUUCCAAAAAAAUGGCCGACAGGUCUUCAGCGGUUGCUGUGGAUGAUGCCGCUGUGGAGAAGGCAGGAGAAAAGACGGAGAGUGAAGAAGAGAAAGCUGAGAAAGCAAAGCAGCAGCUGAUAACUCAAAGGGAAAAGAUAAUAGCCAGGGUGAGUGUAGACAACAGGACCAGAGUUCUGGUGAAAGGCCUGCAGGGCAUCACUGAUGUCAAACUCCUCACUACUCGAGUGGAGGAGUUUAGCUGCCAUCUCCUGGAGUUCCCUGAGACUCGAGUUGUGGCCAUCAAGGAGAAGGUGCUAUCCUGCCUCCUGCGAUUGCGCCAAGCCAGAGAUCUUCCUCUUCAGGCUGCUGUGAGAGAAGCACUGGCCCUGAUUGGCUACACCGAACCAGUCAAAGGCAGAGGAAUUAGAGUCCUGUCUAUAGAUGGAGGGGGAACAAGGGGGUUGCUGGCUCUGCAGACUCUCCAUAAAUUGCAGGAGCUCACAGGGAAACCAGUCCACCAGCUCUUUGAUUACAUCUGUGGGGUCAGCACAGGUGCCAUUCUGGCGUUGAUGCUGGGGAUUUUUCAGAUCCCCCUAGAAGAGUGCGAGAGGCUGUACAGGCAGCUGGGUUCAGAUGUGUUCAAACAGAAUGUGAUCGUUGGGACGAUGAAGAUGGGCUGGAGCCAUGCUUUCUAUGACAGUGAAAUCUGGGAAAAUAUCCUCAAAGAACAGAUGGGUGAUGGGCGAAUGAUCGAGAGUGCCAGGAAUCCACACUGCCCUAAAGUGUCAGCAGUUAGCACUAUUGUGAACAGAGGUCUGCCUCUGAAGGCCUUUGUGUUCAGGAACUAUCGACUCAUGCCGGGAGUGAGAUCCCACUACCUUGGAGACUGCAAACACAAGAUGUGGCAGGCCAUCAGGGCCUCGUCUGCCGCUCCGGGCUACUUCCAGGAAUUUGUUCUGGGAAAAGACCUUCAUCAGGACGGAGGACUCCUAAUCAACAACCCUACAGCUUUGGCCAUUCAUGAGUGUAAGUGUCUGUGGCCAAACACACCUCUGCAGUGUGUGCUGUCUCUGGGCACCGGGCGGUACGAGACAGCGGGCAAGAAUAGCACAACCUACACGAGCCUCAAGACCAAACUGGCCCACGUCAUCAGCAGUGCCACAGAUACUGAGGAGGUACACACCAUGCUGGAUGCUCUCCUGCCCCCGGACACCUACUUCCGUUUCAACCCCUACAUGAGCGAGGACAUCCCGUUGAACGAGAACCGCGUGGAGAAGCUGAACUUCCUCAAGGGCGAGGGCGAACGCUACCUGGAGCGCAACGAGGCCAAGCUGAGGAAGGCAGCUAGCGUGCUGGGCCAGGAGAAGAGCACCAUCCAGAGACUGGCUGAGUGGGCCAAGCUGAAGGCAGACAUGUACGAGGGUUUCCCCUUUGUCUCCAAGCUCUAGCUGGAAGCCUGGCAGCAAUGUGACCGUGAGAGUUUUUUUUUUUAAGAUAAGAAGACACAGAGGGGCAAAAGACACCGAUGGAGUAAAUGCUCGGGGGGGGAAUACAUACUGGGAACAUUUUUAUGCAUCCAUUGAGAAGGUUUGAAAUGAAAUACCAAAUGUUUACACUGUUUUAUCAACAUCUACCUAACACUAAAAAAAAUGAUAAUUCAGUAAUAGUGUUGUAUAAGUAACAAAUGUGAUGCAAUUUGCUCUUGGUGGGAAAGGAUGCGUCUGUGAUGGAGACAGAAUGUUAUACUUGAAUUAAGCAGGUUUUAUCACUAUAGUGAAACCGUUUUCUUGGCUGACUGAUGAAGAAAAUGUAAGAAAGUGUCGUCGUACUGGGUUUGGGGACACACAAAGAUGGACAUGUGGAGUAGUAUCUGUUAAAAACAGUUUAUCUGUGGUUAUUUGGUAAAGAAAAUGCCAUUUGUUUGCAUUUUUCAGUAACUUGAAUACAUUAAGAUGUAAUUAAUAGAUGAUUGCACAGUGACAAGAUGAUCACGACUGCCUAUUUAUAACACUGUAUGCAAGUUAACAGCUCAUGCACUUUUUAAAGGAUAAUUCUUAGGUUCUCUGUUGGGAAUAAUGUAAAUACAUUUUGUUGUACUUAUGACUUCAGUAAUUUAGAUUUUGAGUGCCCUUUUUCAGAUUUAAUAAUAUGGAAAGAGUAGCGCUGGUGAUCCACAUACAGCCACUUUGAAAUCUACUCUGAUACUAAAGUAUUAAAAUAUGACUGCUGUAAUCUGGUUUUAAAAAAAGAAAAAAAGAAGCAUGUCUUAGAGCAAUCAGUUGUGGCCCCAUGAUUAAUAUAAAGCUUUUGCCUUUAACCUUGGUCAAGCCUGAUUUCUUCUGCACAAUUUAUAAAUGGAACCUACUUUUUGCAUUGUAAGAAUCACUAUUGCCCUGAUCCCUCCCUUCAUUGUUAUGUGGAAUGAGCAAAAUGUCAUAAAAUAAUAAAAAUUUAUUGUCAAACCCA
This is a messenger RNA of Archocentrus centrarchus (flier cichlid), 3500 nucleotides long. It is a transcript of the gene pnpla8, whose product is annotated as patatin-like phospholipase domain containing 8. Gene Ontology annotation, biological process: arachidonate metabolic process. Gene Ontology annotation, cellular component: membrane. The transcript is spliced from 10 exons. NCBI's taxonomy places the organism in Eukaryota, Metazoa, Chordata, Actinopteri, Cichliformes, Cichlidae. The record is from RefSeq and is a predicted model, not a curated record. Bases 254 to 2482 code for a protein of 742 amino acids.